Molecule: messenger RNA, 6630 nt
Organism: Anopheles cruzii
Lineage: Eukaryota; Metazoa; Arthropoda; Insecta; Diptera; Culicidae
Gene: ck
Product: myosin-VIIa
Exons: 9
Coding region: 1-6507 (2168 amino acids)
Cellular component (GO): cytoskeleton; myosin complex
Molecular function (GO): protein binding; ATP binding; cytoskeletal motor activity
Source: RefSeq, a predicted model, not a curated record
AUGGUUAUCGUUACACGGGGUGAUUAUAUCUGGAUCGAGCCCGUGACCGGUCGAGAGUUCGAUGUAGCGAUCGGGGCUCGUGUCAUCUCGGCCGAGGGCCGCCGGAUUCAGGUGCGCGACGACGACGGCAACGAACAAUGGCUGACACCAGAGCGGCGCAUCAAGGCGAUGCACGCCUCGUCGGUGCAGGGCGUCGAGGAUAUGAUAUCCCUCGGCGAUCUGCACGAGGCCGGCAUCCUGCGCAAUCUCCUGAUACGCUACAACGAGAAUCUAAUCUACACCUACACCGGUUCGAUUUUGGUGGCGGUCAACCCGUACCAGAUACUGCCGAUCUACACUGCCGACCAGAUAAAGCUGUACAAGGAGCGCAAGAUCGGUGAGCUGCCACCGCACAUCUUCGCGAUCGGCGACAAUUCGUACGCACACAUGCGCCGCUACGGUCAGGACCAGUGCAUCGUCAUAUCGGGCGAGUCGGGCGCCGGCAAGACGGAGAGCACCAAGCUGAUCCUCCAGUACUUGGCGGCGAUCAGCGGAAAGCACUCGUGGAUCGAGCAGCAGAUUCUCGAGGCCAAUCCGAUCCUGGAGGCGUUCGGUAACGCCAAGACGGUCCGCAAUGACAACUCGUCCCGGUUUGGCAAGUACAUCGACAUCCACUUCAACAGUGGCGGUGUGAUCGAGGGCGCCAAGAUCGAGCAGUACCUGCUGGAAAAGUCCCGCAUCGUGUCGCAGAACGCGGACGAGCGGAACUACCACAUCUUCUACUGUCUGUUGGCGGGCCUUUCGGCGGACGAGAAGCGGCGGCUCGAUCUGGGCCAAGCGUCCGACUAUCGCUACCUCACCGGCGGCGGCUGUAUACGCUGCGACGGGCGGAACGAUGCGGCCGAGUUUGCCGACAUCCGGUCGGCGAUGAAGGUGCUCUGCUUCUCGGAUCACGAGAUCUGGGAGAUCCUGAAGCUACUGGCGGCCCUCCUGCACACCGGCAACAUCAAGUACAACGCGACCGUGAUCGAUAAUCUGGACGCCACGGAGAUUCCGGAACACAUCAACGUGGAACGGGUUGCGAACCUGCUUGAGGUACCGCUGCAACCAUUCAUCGACGCCCUGACCCGCAAGACGCUGUUCGCGCACGGCGAAACCGUCGUGUCGACGCUUUCGCGUGACCAAUCGAUGGACGUGCGGGACGCGUUCGUAAAGGGCAUCUACGGGCGGCUGUUUGUGCUGAUCGUGAAGAAGAUCAACCAGGCGAUCUACAAGCCGAAAUCGUCCACCCGCAGCGCCAUCGGUGUGCUGGACAUUUUCGGGUUCGAGAACUUUGACCACAACAGCUUCGAGCAGUUCUGCAUUAACUUUGCGAACGAAAAUCUGCAGCAGUUUUUCGUGCAGCACAUUUUCAAGCUCGAGCAGGAGGAGUACAACCACGAGAGCAUCAACUGGCAGCACAUCGAGUUCGUGGACAACCAGGACGCGCUCGAUCUGAUUGCGAUCAAGCAGCUCAACAUCAUGGCGCUGAUCGACGAGGAGAGCAAGUUCCCGAAGGGCACCGAUCAGACGAUGCUGGCGAAGCUGCACAAAACGCACGGCACGCACCGGAACUACCUGAAGCCCAAGUCGGACAUCAACACAAGCUUCGGGCUGAACCACUUUGCCGGCGUGGUGUUCUACGACACGCGCGGCUUCCUGGAGAAGAACCGCGACACGUUCAGUGCCGACCUGCUGCAGCUCAUCUCGAGCUCGACGAACAAGUUCCUGCAGCUGGUGUUCGCCGAGGACAUCGGGAUGGGCGCGGAGACCCGCAAGCGUACCCCGACACUGUCGACGCAGUUCAAAAAGAGCCUCGACUCGCUCAUGAAAACGCUCGCCCAGUGCCAACCGUUCUUCAUCCGGUGCAUCAAGCCGAACGAGCUGAAGAGGCCCAUGAUGUUCGACCGGGCACUGUGCUGCCGGCAGCUGCGCUACUCGGGCAUGAUGGAGACGAUCCGCAUUCGGCGCGCCGGUUACCCGAUCCGGCACAACUUCCGGGACUUUGUCGAACGGUACCGCUUCCUGAUCAAUGGCGUACCACCGGCGCACCGGACCGACUGCCGGAUGGCGACGUCAAAGAUCUGCGCCACGGUGCUGGGCCGAUCCGACUACCAGCUCGGGCACACGAAGGUGUUCCUGAAGGAUGCACACGAUCUGUUUCUCGAGCAGGAGCGCGAUCGGGUGCUGACGCGCAAGAUUCUCAUUCUGCAGCGAUCGAUCCGGGGCUGGGUGUACCGGAGGCGGUUCCUGCGCAUGCGCCAGGCGGCCGUUACGAUCCAGAAGCACUGGAAGGGUUACGCGCAGCGGGAGCGCUACCGGAAGAUGCGCAUCGGCUAUAUGCGCCUGCAAGCGCUGAUCCGUUCGCGGGUGCUCAGCCACCGGUUUCGCCACCUGCGGGGCCACAUCGUGCGUCUGCAGGCCCGCAUCCGGGGCUACCUGGUGCGGCGCGAGUACGGCCACAAGAUGUGGGCGGUGAUCAAGAUUCAGUCGCACGUGCGGCGCAUGAUCGCGAUGAAACGCUACCACAAGCUGAAGCUCGAAUACCGGCGCCACCACGAGGCGCUCCGCUUGCGGCGGAUGGAGGAGGAAGAGCUGAAGCACCAGGGCAACAAGCGGGCGAAGGAGAUCGCAGAGCAGCACUACCGGGACCGGUUGAACGAGAUCGAACGUAAGGACCUGGAGAUCGAACUGGAGGAGCGGCGGCGCGUCGAAGUGAAGAAGAACAUCAUCAACGAUGCGGCCCGCAAAGCGGACGAACCGGUCGACGAUAGCAAGCUGGUGGAGGCGAUGUUCGAUUUCCUGCCCGACUCGAGCAGCGAAGCACCGACACCGCACGGUGGCCGCGAAACUUCCGUCUUCAACGACCUGCCGGUGAACGCUGCCAACAACGAGGACAUCAUCGGCCCGAUCCACACCAUCUCCGAGGACGAGGAGGACCUGUCGGAGUUCAAGUUCCAGAAGUUUGCCGCCACCUACUUCCAGGGCAACAUCACGCACUACUACUCGCGCAAACCCCUCAAGCACCCGCUGCUGCCGCUGCACACCCAGGGCGAUCAGCUGGCGGCUCAGGCACUCUGGAUCACGAUCCUGCGCUUUACGGGCGAUCUGCCGGAGCCGCGCUACCACACGAUGGACCGCGACAACACGUCCGUAAUGUCGAAGGUCACGGCCACGCUGGGGCGCAACUUUAUCCGCAGCAAGGAGUUCCAGGAGGCGCAGAUGAUGGGUCUCGAUCCGGAGGCGUUCCUGAAGCAGAAGCCCCGCUCGAUCCGCCACAAGCUCGUCUCGCUGACGCUCAAGCGCAAGAACAAGCUGGGCGAGGACGUGCGGCGGCGGCUGCAGGACGAGGAGUACACGGCCGACAGCUACCAGUCGUGGCUGGAGUCGCGCCCAACGUCCAACCUCGAGAAGCUGCACUUCAUCAUCGGCCACGGCAUCCUGCGGGCGGAACUACGGGACGAGAUCUACUGCCAGAUCUGCAAGCAGCUCACCAACAACCCGUCCAAGUCUUCACACGCCCGCGGCUGGAUCCUGCUGUCGCUCUGCGUCGGGUGCUUCGCACCGUCGGAGAAGUUCGUCAACUACCUGCGCUCGUUUAUCCGCGAAGGUCCCCCCGGUUACGCACCGUACUGCGAGGAGCGGCUGAAGCGCACGUUCAACAACGGCACCCGCAACCAGCCACCGUCCUGGCUCGAGCUACAGGCGACCAAGUCGAAGAAGCCGAUCAUGCUGCCGAUCACGUUCAUGGACGGCAACACGAAGACGCUGCUGGCCGACUCGGCCACCACGGCCCGGGAGCUCUGCAACCAGCUGUCGGACAAGAUCACGCUCAAGGACCAGUUCGGCUUCUCGCUGUACAUCGCGCUGUUCGACAAGGUGUCGUCGCUCGGCAGCGGCGGCGACCACGUGAUGGACGCGAUCUCGCAGUGCGAGCAGUACGCGAAGGAGCAGGGCGCCCAGGAGCGGAACGCUCCGUGGCGGCUGUUUUUCCGCAAGGAAAUCUUCGCCCCGUGGCACAACCCGAUCGAGGACCAGGUGGCCACCAAUCUGAUCUACCAGCAGGUGGUGCGGGGCGUCAAGUUCGGCGAGUACCGGUGCGACAAGGAGGAAGACCUGGCGAUGAUCGCGGCCCAGCAGUACUACAUCGAGUACAGCACCGACAUGUCGAUGGACCGGCUGUACACGCUGCUGCCGAACUUCAUCCCCGACUACUGUCUGACGGGGAUCGAGAAGGCGAUCGAUCGCUGGGCCGCCCUGGUGUUGACGGCGUACAAGAAGAGCUACUACCUGAAGGACAAGGCGGCCGCGCUCAAGGUGAAGGAGGACGUGGUCAGCUACGCCAAGUAUAAGUGGCCUCUGCUGUUUUCGCGCUUCUACGAAGCCUACAGAAACUCUGGUCCAAACCUGCCGAAGAACGACGUCAUCAUUGCGGUCAACUGGACCGGCGUGUACGUGGUGGACGACCAGGAACAGGUGCUGCUCGAGCUGUCCUUCCCGGAGAUUACGGCCGUUUCGAGCCAGAAAACGAACAAAGUGUUCACCCAAACCUUCUCACUGUCGACGGUGCGGAACGAAGAGUUCACCUUCCAGAGCCCGAACGCCGAGGACAUCCGGGACUUGGUAGUGUACUUUCUGGAGGGAUUAAAGAAACGCUCAAAGUAUGUGAUAGCACUGCAGGACUACAAGGCCCCGGGAGAGGGAACCAGUUUCCUGUCCUUCCUGAAGGGUGAUCUGAUCAUUCUGGAGGACGAAAGCACCGGUGAAACGGUCCUGAACUCCGGCUGGUGUAUAGGUUGCUGCGAACGAACGCAGGAGCGUGGAGAUUUCCCGGCGGAAAUCGUGUACGUCCUUCCGACGCUCACGAAACCCCCCCCGGACAUACUGGCCCUGUUUAGCGUGGAGGAUGCCCACCACGGCAAGCGGCUGAACUCGGUUCACUCGAACGGUAGCAGCGAGGGUCGGGAUCGGCCGCACUCGUUGGCCGAGUACUCGCUCGACCACUUCCGGCCACCACCGAAGCGCACGAUGUCGAAGGCGCUGAGCACGCUCAGCUCGAAGCGGGGCACCGAUGAGCUGUGGCGCUACUCGCGCGAUCCGCUCAAGCAGCCGCUGCUGAAGAAGCUGCUCGCCAAGGAGGAACUGUCCGAGGAGUCCUGCCUGGCGUUCGUUGCCAUCAUGAAGUACAUGGGAGAUCUGCCAUCGAAGCGGCCGCGCAUCGGCAACGAGGUCACCGAUCACAUCUUCGACGGUCCGCUCAAGCACGAAAUCCUGCGCGACGAAAUCUACUGCCAGCUGAUGAAGCAGCUGACCGACAACCGGAACCGGCUGUCGGAGGAGCGCGGCUGGGAGCUGAUGUGGCUGUCGACCGGCCUGUUCGCCUGUAGCCAGCAGCUGCUGAAGGAGCUGACGCUCUUCCUGCGGACCCGCCGCCAUCCGAUCUCGCAGGACUCGCUACACCGGCUACAGAAGACGAUCCGCAACGGGCAGCGCAAGUACCCGCCGCACCAGGUCGAGGUGGAAGCGAUCCAGCACAAGACGACACAGAUCUUCCACAAGGUCUACUUCCCGGACGACACGGACGAGGCGUUCGAGGUGGACUCGUCGACCCGGGCGAAGGACUUCUGCCACAACAUCUCCCAGCGGCUGAACCUGCGCUCGAGCGAGGGCUUCAGUUUGUUCGUGAAGAUCGCCGACAAGGUGAUCUCGGUGCCGGAGGGUGACUUCUUCUUCGACUUCGUGCGCCACCUGACGGACUGGAUCAAGAAGGCGCGGCCGACGCGCGACGGUUCCAAUCCCCAGUUCACGUACCAGGUGUUCUUCAUGAAGAAGCUCUGGACGAACACGGUCCCGGGCAAGGACCGGAACGCGGACCUGAUCUUCCACUACCACCAGGAGCUGCCGAAGCUGCUGCGGGGCUACCACAAGUGCUCGAAGGAGGAAGCGAUCAAACUGGCCGCGCUCGUGUACCGGGUACGCUUCGGCGAGAGCAAACAGGAGCUGCAAGCUAUACCACAAAUGCUGCGCGAACUUAUUCCUUCCGACUUGACCAAGCUGCAGAACGUGAACGACUGGAAGCGCUCGAUAGUGGCGGCCUACAACCAGGACGCCGGAAUGUCACCGGAGGAUGCCAAAAUCACUUUUCUGAAGAUCGUCUACAGAUGGCCAACGUUUGGUUCGGCAUUCUUCGAAGUGAAACAGACGACCGAACCCAACUACCCGGAAAUGCUGCUGAUCGCGAUCAACAAACACGGUGUCAGCCUUAUUCACCCCAGUUCCAAGGACAUUCUGGUGACGCAUCCGUUCACGCGCAUCUCGAACUGGUCGUCCGGUAACACGUACUUCCACAUGACGAUCGGGAAUCUGGUGCGCGGCUCGAAGCUCCUCUGCGAAACCUCGCUCGGCUACAAGAUGGACGACCUGCUGACGUCCUACAUUUCGCUCAUGCUCACCAACAUGAACAAGCAGCGCACGAUACGAGUCAAGUAGUAGUAGUAGUAGUAAGAGUGCGCAGUAGUCAAUGCCACCGGUCAAUGUUAAUCCGAUCCGAUCGCCUCCGAGCCGGUUCCGUCCAUUGUAUUAUUAUUUUUGUGCUCUUCUCCGUUAGAAGAU